AUUUUCAAUACAGUAAUUUGCAAAUUCUAAUAAAAAUUCUAUAAAAAUUUACUACCUAACAUCUCAUCAGCACUCGAGCAUUUUCCUUGUUUAAUUUAGAGAGUAGGCUAAUAUAAUAGCGAAAUGCAAAUUGAGAGGCUAACAUGGUGAUUUGGCCUAGAAAAAACAUUGUCCUAGAAAGAAAGGAAGUUUAAACAACGGAUGGAUGCAGUAGUAAGUGUAUUUGUAUUUCCACUCUCUUGUAUUUGUAUAUAUUCUUUGAAGAAUCCAGAUCCUAAAUUUAGUGCUAUGAUACGACAGAAAAGGCGCGACUUUCGAAAUGAACUGUGAAAGUAAUUUUGUUUUUUAGCGGAAGACAGUGAGAGAGAGUUGUGAUUAUUAUGAAGUUAGUUGAGCAGCAAUGAAUGAAUAAAUGGUAGUAGAAGAUUGAGUGACGAUCAUCGAUCACCACAUCACAGAAUAUGAAAGGAAACGAAAUUGGAGUGUCGAAUUCUUCUUCUUAUUAUUAUUAUUAUGGGAUUUGCUUUGGUGGAGGUAUGCUUAGUUCUGGUGCUACCCAUUUCGCUAUAACUCCUCUUGAUGUACUCAAAGUCAAUAUGCAGGUUAAUCCCAAUAAAUAUAACAAUAAUGGAAUUGUAUCUGGCCUUGCCACCAUUUGGAAAGAGGAAGGUUUUUAUGCUCUCUGGAGAGGUUGGUCUGCCAAAUUAUGUGGCUACGGUAUUCAGGGAGGAUUCAAAUAUGGCCUCUAUGAGUAUUUCAAGAACUUUUAUGCCACCGAUGAUCUAUUGCUUAAUUCUAGUAGGAAUUCCAUAUUCUUUCUCAGCGGUUUGUCUGCACAGCUUUUAGCUGAUGUUACCCUCGCUCCUUUUGAAGCCGUCAAAAUCCGUCUUCAAAUUCAACCUAAUUUCGCCCAGGGUUUAGCUCAUGGCUUUCCAUUAGUAUACAGAAAGGAAGGUCUUGCUGGUUUCUACAGGGGCCUUAUUCCAUUGUGGAGCCGCAAUCUUCCUUUCUCGAUGGUCAUGUUUUCAACAUUUGAGCAUUCAGUGGACCUAAUAUAUAAAAAUAUCGUGCAUAAAAGAAAGGAAAAUUGUUCUACAGCACAACAACUUGGCGUGACAUGCUUAGCAGCCUAUGCAGCUGGUGCUGUUGGUACUGUAAUUUCCAACCCUGCUGAUAAUGUCAUGACCAGUCUUUAUAAAAAAAAGGCUGAAUCUGCUAUGCAGGCUAUCAAGAACAUUGGGUUCAUAAACCUGUUCACUAGAAGUCUUCCUAUUCGCAUUGCACUUCUAGGACCAGUUGUAACUUUGCAGUGGUUUCUCUAUGACACUAUAAAAGUACUAUCUGGACUGCCUACUAGUGGAGGACUUGCAAGAGACCAGGAGGAAGUUAAAUUGUAGCUUGUGCCGUUGUGCCCAAAGUAUCUGUGAUAUGUGGUUGUUUGGUCUUGUGGGUCUGAAUGUAUUUUUUUAAUGCUGUUUAUUUUUCAUUAAAGUGAGAUAAGGAUAAGUUCGCUGUUCAAAUCUGCAUAUGCAGGCUUAAAUAACUGUAAAAAAAAUUCCAGUCCAAGCUCAUAUGUUUUUUUUUUUCCUUUCUUUUUUCUAUUACAGAGUCACUAUAUUAAACCUGAUUUCUUUGCAUUUGUACAUGUAAAUACAAAAUAGGCUUGAAUGAGAUUUUUGUCCCUAUAAUAAUCCAA
Trifolium pratense (red clover) is the source of this 1696-nucleotide messenger RNA. RefSeq names its product mitochondrial phosphate carrier protein 1, mitochondrial-like. The transcript is spliced from 6 exons. The record is from RefSeq and is a predicted model, not a curated record. Gene Ontology annotation, cellular component: mitochondrial inner membrane. Gene Ontology annotation, biological process: mitochondrial phosphate ion transmembrane transport. The coding region runs from base 462 to 1397 and encodes 311 amino acids. Gene Ontology annotation, molecular function: phosphate transmembrane transporter activity. NCBI's taxonomy places the organism in Eukaryota, Viridiplantae, Streptophyta, Magnoliopsida, Fabales, Fabaceae.